Camponotus floridanus (Florida carpenter ant) is the source of this 4841-nucleotide messenger RNA. RefSeq names its product MOXD1 homolog 2 (gene olf413). NCBI's taxonomy places the organism in Eukaryota, Metazoa, Arthropoda, Insecta, Hymenoptera, Formicidae. The record is from RefSeq and is a predicted model, not a curated record. The transcript has 11 exons. Bases 953 to 2947 code for a protein of 664 amino acids. Gene Ontology annotation, biological process: norepinephrine biosynthetic process; dopamine catabolic process; octopamine biosynthetic process. Gene Ontology annotation, cellular component: secretory granule membrane. Gene Ontology annotation, molecular function: dopamine beta-monooxygenase activity; copper ion binding.
UGGAGGGGAGGCCGAGGAAACCAGUCGGAUCCUAGCUGUAGGUCGCAGUGGCGCUUCAGUUGACAGGCUGGUACCGUAGUGCGCGGUAGGCUGGCCUGCGUGCGGUGUGCGCGUCUUCUCGUUGAACAGAGGGCAGAGAAAGCCGGUUGAAAUUUCGACGUUUAACGGGACGAAGGACGAAGUAGCGAGGAAGGUUUCUGCGAUUAGGAUAAUCGACUUCGGCAAAUUAUCCUGCGCCGAGUGAUCCGACUUUGAUCUCUUUGAUCGCGAGAGAAACAAGUUCGUACUCUAGUUUUUCUUCUUGCGAGCGAUCGAUUCCGAAAUCAAAAUCUGUCGAUUGCGAUCGGGGAAUAGUGCGACGUUCGCUUUAACCGCGCGAAACGCAACAACUUUCAAAGUGCUGCGACGACGAACAGAUUGAAGUGACGCGCGGAUAAACAGAUCGAGAGAGGCGCGAGUGUCUGUCAUCAACUUGCCGCAGAGUUGUCGGCUCCGGUUGUAGAAGGGCGUAGUAAUCGAAGAGCUCGUAAAGUGAGUGAGUGACAGUGGCGGAAGUGUGUGAUCGCCAGGACGACGGAGGAUAGGAGGCGAGUUCUUAACGCAAGUGUAUAUCAAGAGAGAGAGGAAGAGAGAAAGCCGUCGUCCCUCAAGGGUCCAGACGACGCGUCGCGACGCUCGUCAAAGUCGUAACGGAUCCAGAGGCAUCGUCGCCGUCGUCUACAUAUUUGAGUGGUUACACUAGCCACUCUGUCAGCGUUCAUCUUCCACGAUCAUCGACUCCCAUUCACGCCUUGCCCACGACGUGCCAUUGAAACAUCGAAUUAAUCGAUUGAUCUGACAUCCCCCGUCUAGUUCGGAACGAUCGUAAGUGGCCCUUUGUCUUGAUUGGUUUCCACAUCACGAAAAAAGUCCAUCUAGAAGUCCCAUGUUUUGAGCGGUACCGCGUAGAAAGAUGAAGACUGCGGUCGGCUCGCUCCUCCUCCUCCAUCUCCUCCUCGUCAGCGGUGUCGUCUCCGUCGAGUGGAAGCACAGCGCCGUCCUGGACAACAAUUUCUUGGUGCUGUGGACGCCCGGCGAGAGAGAUGUUACAUUCGAGAUCCAAGUGAAGACCCUCGGCUACGUCGGACUCGGUUUCACCAAGGACGACGGCAACGCCGGGGCUGACAUGGUCAUCGGCUGGGUCGAUAAUAACGGCCAGGUCCACCUUCAGGACCGGCAUGUGAAGGGCAGCAGCAGGGAUCCGCAGAUGGAUUCGAGCCAGGAUUACCGGCUGUUACUGGGUUACGAGAACAAGACGCACACAGUGCUUCGUUUCAGCAGGCGAUACGACACAUGCGACCCGCGGGACUUGAAGAUCACGAACGACACGUUGCAAGUGGUUUGGCAAUAUCAUGUCGAGGAGCCGGUGUCGGCGGCCGGGGUUCUGCCCGAUCACGGCGCGGUGCGAGGCUCGAGGCCGUUGUAUCUGGUGCAGAGGGACACGCAGCCCAGACGAAGCUCGCGUAAUCAGGACGCGGAGCCACCGCUGAAGAUCUGGGACAUUUUGAACAAACAGGUUCGUUUACCCAUGCAGCAAGACAUGCUGCUCUGGUGCCGUGUCCUGAUGAUGCCGGAGAUUAAUCACAAACACCACGUCGUGAAGUAUGAACCAGUUAUUCAGCCGGGAAGCCGCGAAUACCUGCAUCACAUGAUCCUGUACGAGUGCCGUGGAGAUCAAGCCCAAUUGGAAAUCGCGGCCGAAAUGUCCGGGAGUGCCUGUUAUGUUCCUGAUAAACCCGCAUUCCAGUGCAACACGAUCGCGGCCACUUGGAGUCUCGGUUCUGAGGGCUUUAAUUAUCCGCCGGAGGCCGGAUACGCGCUCAAUCCGCACACGGGGCCGCGCUACUUCAUGCUGGAGACCCACUACGCGAAUCCGCAGAGGGACUCCUUCAUCAGCGACAGCAGCGGCCUGCGUCUCCUUUACACCGAUCGGCUGCGCGGCCACGAUGCCGGCAUCCUCAGCGUCGGCAUCGACCCCAACUGGCGGCACAUAAUACCGCCGGGCCAGCCCGAGGUGGUCUCCGAGGGCCACUGCAUCGCCGAAUGCACCGGUCAGAAGAUACCGAACAGCGGCAUCAACAUAUUCGCCGUCAUCAUGCACACCCAUCAGCUCGGCAGAAAAGUCCGCCUGCGGCAGAUCCGCGGCGGCGAGGAACUGCCCCCGAUCGCCGCCGAUACCAACUACGAUCCCGAGUAUCAGGAGUAUCGGAAGCUCCAGAAACCCGUCAAGGUAUAUCCGCGUGAUCACUUGGUCGCCGAAUGCACGUACUCGUCCGAAUCACGAGGGGCCAUCACGCUCGGCGGCUUGGCACCGAGAGAAGAGACUUGUUUAGUGUCCGUUCUCUAUUAUCCUCCCAUUGAGUUAUCCCUCUGCUAUUCUUUACCCUCGUUACCAACAGUGCUGCAUAGCUUGGGAAUCCAGAAAUUAGUACAGGGUUCCAGCCCGGUAAAGAUCGAGGAGCCGCCAAAGUUGGCGGGCAUGUCGCUGGAAGAACGACUGGUCAGUUACGAUUGGGAGUCCAACUUCCAGAGCUUCCAGGAAGCCACUCGGGCGGGCACGUUCAAACCCCUGUGCGGCAACAGCAAGGGCGCUCUGCCCGGCACGGACAACCUCGAGGUGCACUAUCCGCGUAUCCUCAGGCCCUACGAGGAGGCGAACGUGCCCUGCGCGAAGAAGCCGCUGCGGAACAAGCUGUCGAUGCUGCUGAGCGAGGACGACGACAUCGGCGCGCCGGUCGAUCCCGACAGCGACGAGUCGAACGCGAUCGAGCGAGGUCAGCUGGUGCGCAGCAAAGUGUCUCGCAGCAGCGACGCGGGGCCCACGGCCGGUAGUUCCUGCGGAUGCACGGCAUCAGUAGCGGUGAUCCUGGCCGUGAUAACCGUCGUCGUUGGAGCCGCGUUCAGGUGAACAUCGUCGUUGGUCGAUCGGUCGUUCGAGUUCACUCGGAUCCAGGAUCGUCCUGACGAUCGUUCAUCGCGGUCGAAUUCGCGGCGAAUGAUUCGCGACACCGAGCAGCAGCUGGAAUGCGUAAGUACAUGCCAAUCUCAGCGACGCGUAACUUAGGCUUAGAUAGGUAUUAUCGUUCUCCGACCGAGCGCGUCGAGAGAUUCGAUCGAUGGUUUUCUUCUUUUUCGAGCUGCGUUGGAGUGAUUUCUCUGGCACGGCUAGCGAAAUCUGCGCGUUGUCAGAUAGAUUAGAUGAAAUAAUCGGAGUGAUUUAUAUGAUACAUUUCAUUUGAGCGUGUAAGUUUACUCUGUUGAAAAUUUUGCUGACGCACCAAUCUACAUUUGCACGUUAUUGAUCGAAAUUGGAGUUCAAAGUGGGCAGUUGAUAGAAAUACAUGCGCCAGGAUUUCGCUAGCCUUCAAUCGAGAAUUUUCAAAUUUCCGCGAGUGGGAAAGGACAAUUGCAAUCACCAGUCGGUGUAUAAAUGAAACUUAUAUACAAACAUAUAUCAUAGAAGAUGUAGUGGAAAUUACCGGAUCCACAUUAUCUCGACAUAUAGGUGUUGAAGUAAAAUUAUGGUAAUUUUAUAUGGUAGCGUUAUCAAAAGUAUCUCGUCCACAUACACGAUACUCGAUCUUACCAGCCGGACAUUAACUCUUUCUUUCUUUAUAUAAUAUAGUUAAAAUGAUUAUUGAGGAAGUAAUAUCUAAAAUAAGAAAUAAAUCUAAUAAAUGAAAAUAUUUCAUUUUGCGAAAUAUUGUUUGAUUGAAUUAGAUAUUCUCUACAGACUUGUGAUAUUUAAAGAUUUGACUUAAAAAGAAGACUGUCAUAUUUCUCUCAUAAGUCAAAAUAAAUAAUUCUAUAAAAGUUGUAGAUAUUUUUAAGAGAGACCAUCUGCGAAAAGAGCAUUAAACAAAUGUACAGAGUAUUUUUGCUGCCCAUAUUUAGAAAAGGUUCCUUUCUGCAUUCUUAUUUUUGACAUAGAUUUGCGUUUGUUUUUCUCUUUUUUUUUAAGUCGAAUCUUUAAUCUUUCCCUCUGUAAUAUUUUCGAAUACGAUCUCUUUUGAGAUGAAAGUUAAUCAAAUAUUCAUCUCGUCUGAAAAGCGCUCGGGAGGAACGAAAGAGUUAAUGACGCUGCGCUGGACGGAAACGGAUGUGGAUGCGGGACGCGUUAAUUUCACCUGCGGUGAAACCGAGCGCGGGAGAUCGGAUCUAUCGCGUUCUCAUUUCGCGAUCGACUUUCCUCUUUCGUGAUUUCCGCUCGCGCAUGUGUUAUACAAUAGAGAUUUUUUGCGAUACGGCAUUUCGAGAUUUGACCAGGAAAUUCCACCGAUCGAUGGGAAAUACCUAUAAAUUGCCGUGGAAAUUUUCUCACUUGAAAUUCUCAUUAUUAUUUAUACUCGGGGCAUUUGCGUUUGCGUAUUCGAAAUGCAUGCUAUCGCGGAGAAUCCGUAAUGUCCCGCGUCCUUGCGCAGGACGAUCGUAACAGGAUAUCUCUCGGAUACGAGCGCAUCGGCUGUGUCAUACGCUGGAUUUAAAAAUGUAAGUUGCACUUCGACGAAAAGGAAUAUUAAACGUGGAUAAUAAUGCGGGAAUUUUCUAUUCUCUGUAAAAAUGUAUUUGCUGCACGCAUUCGAUGAUGAUGUUGAUACGUAUCAAUAAUCAAAAGUUCGAAAAAGCUUUUCGAAAAAGAUAUAUAUCGUACAAGAUUCUUUCAUAUGAGUCGUUCCGUGUUUCAUGUAAAUUGUUUUUCUUUUUUUUAAAUGUUGAUUUACAAGGAAUUAAUAAAUUAUUUGAUAUACACAGGAGGUAUAUAUUGCUGCAAUAAUAAUCGUAAAUAAAUUAUGAAGGACCAU